CACGGUGUGCAAGCGCUGAAGCCACAGAGACGCAGGUGUCAAAACUACCGAGAGUGCCACGGCCAACCCGGGCGGAAAUGGCUACGGCCACACGUGAAGCGCAUGCGUGGGAUCUGGAAUUCUCGCGAGGCGCUGGGCGGGAAAGCCCGCGGUGAUUUCCUGUGUGGAAUCACUGAGAGUAGCCAGGCCCGUCGCUGCCAUGGAUCCCUUCCUGGUGCUUCUGCACUCCCUCUCCGGCAGCCUGUCGAGCAGCGAUCUGAUGGAGCUCAAGUUCCUGUGCCGUGAGCGCGUGGGCAAACGCAAGCUGGAGCGCAUGCAGAGCGGCCUGGACCUGUUCUCGGUGCUGCUGGAGCAGAACGAUCUGAACCGCGAUCAUACCGGGCUGCUGCGCGAGUUGCUGGCCUCGCUGCGCAGGCACGACCUACUGCAACGCCUGGACAACUACGAAGCGGGGCUGGCGGUCUCGACCUCGCCGGGGGAGGCAGAUCUGCAGGUGGCAUUUGACAUCGUGUGUGACAAUGUGGGGAGAGACUGGAAGAGACUGGCCCGCGUGCUAAAAUUGUCUGAGGUCAAAAUUGACGGGAUUGAGGAGAGGUACCCCCGAAGCCUGAGUGAGCAGGUAAGGGAGACUCUGAGGGUCUGGAAGAUUGUCGAGAGAGAGAAAGCCACAGUGUCUGAACUGGUGAACGCACUGCGGAUGUGUCAGCUGAACCUGGUGGCUGACCUGGUGGAAGAAGCACUGCAGACCCGGGGAUCAGUGACUGAGAGUGAGAAUGUGUCCCGAGUGCUGUGGGACUCAACUGUGUCUUCCUCACAAGUACCGUGACAAGCCUGCCACUCCUUACAGGAGCCACGGUGGACUACACACACACCAUGAUGCAUUACCAAGUGCCUUCUGUUUCCAGUGCCACAAAGACCUCGUUGAUCCAGACCAGACCCUCUCACGAGCCCACUCACUGAACAGCUGAAGUAAAGCUGUUAUGUAUAGAACCUCUUUCUUCUCAGCUUUGGGGACUCAUGGAACUUCCUUUGGUGUUCUCCACUGCUGCUCCUUCCCCUGAGAGAAGUCCCUCAUCCUGCAAAGAGGAAGUUAGAGCUAAGGCCACAUGUGCUGAAAGUUUGAGAGCCUUCCUGUCCUUUGGGACACCAGCUCAGUUCAGAGCACUUGACUGCCCCACUGUUGGCCGUUAGGAUAUCUGUCCCAUUUCCUUAGAGGCCAUCAGAGCAGCUCCUGACCUGCAAACAAGUGUACUUGCGGGAGCCUCGCACACCGUACCCUGUGCAUCAGCUCCUGCGAGAACUGAUUCUAAAGUUCACAGCCUACAGAAAUUGCUGCCUCUGGGAAGGACUGUGAUUUAAAGGGUAGCUACCCUGCUUCUAACAUGGUCUUUAAACAAGUGCCCUGAGCCUAGAUGUCAUGGCUCACUCUGAAAUUCUAGCACUUUAGAAAAUUGCAUUCCAUGGCAACAUGAAUGAGGGCUACACAUGAGGCCUUCUCACAAAAACAAGUGUCUUUACCUGGAAACACCUGUGUCCCCCAGAAUUUCCACUGUGUUAAGGACCCUUCUGAUCUUGGAAGUCCAGCAGGCUGUCUGCUGUCUUUACAGCCCUAGGUGCUAGUUGUGAAUGGGGUGAUGACAAUUCCUGUCUGCUUUGCUUUACACCAGCAGGGGGCCCUGUCUGCCACACUAGGUCACCAAGCUUUCCAACCUCUGGCUGGGUACACCUUUGAUCAUAGCACUCAAGGAGGUAGUGGCAGGUGGAUCUCUUGAUCUGUGAGUUCGAGGACAGCUAGCCUACAUAGCAAACUCAGACCAGCUACAUGGAAAGACACUAUCUGAAAAGUUCGUGUCUCGAGUUUUCUUAGACCCGAGGUUCACCUGACAGUGAAGAGCUGCACCCCACUAUCCUGAGCCUAGUGUUUGCUUCAUAAGUGAACAGCCUGGGGCCUGUGCUCAAACAUUGAUCAAACAUUUCCUGAGGUUCUGUACCCUCAUUUCCCCCUCUCUGCUCUACCCACCCCACCAGGCAGCUGACCCCUCAGCACACAUGGGCUCUCCUCAGCCCCCUUCUCAUUUAUUGUUGAUCCCUUCACUGCUGCGUUCCUGGGCUGCAGGCUCCCCAGCCUCGAGCCUACUGUGCUUUUCAGCCCAGCGCCUGUCCAUCUGGCUGUUCUGCCUCGCUCAAACUAUUGGCCAUUGAGGCCUCUCCUGUCUUCUCUGGGAACUCAUCCUGUUUUCUCUGACCCCGUGUCCCACCUGGCUACAGCCACAACCCUCUUAUCUUGGCUCCCUAGAAUAUGCAUAGGCCUGUGCAAGGUCUCUGGUGGGUAUUUGCUGUGGUCCUCUCUAGCCCCUUCCCCCUACCACCAUUUUGAGGGAUUUUGCUUUGAGACAGGGUGCCAUGUAACCCAGAUAUAACUUAGACCUGAAACUCACGGUGUAAUUGAAGUGACUUAGAACUCCUUCCUGAUCCUCCUGCCUCUGCUUCUCAAGUGCCCUGAUCACCAGUGUAUCUCACCAGUGUAGCCUCACUCAGGCCCAAGUCUUUAGGGCCCACACUCGGCAGCCUGGCCAGCCCUACUGAGACGCUUACUGAUGCCGCCGUUUAAGUGCUCUGUGGCAAGCCAUAGGUUGGUGGACGUGCAUGUCGCUUCUUUUUUUAACGGCUCAGGAGUCCGAAAUGGUGCCCCAGAGCUCAGUAAGGAUGUGAGCAGGCCUCUGUCCUUCUAGAUUUAAGAGAAUAUUCCAUGGCUUUUGGAGCCCCUUCAUUGUGCCAUUUGCUGCAUUCCACUUCCCUCUUCAAGUGACAGCUUAGAUCAUAUCUCAAUUGCCACUGCUACAGGGCUUGUGGGCCGCCAGAGGAAUUUAUCCCUUUGUAGAGUUUUUCCAGCCAUGUUGGGGGAUUAAGAGAGGGUCAGCACCCCACAAAUCUCUGCGUCUCCCCAGCUUGUGUCCAGUUUUGCCCUGGACACCUCAGCACGAUCCCAUCCACCCCCGUUAAUGACCAGAGAACUCCGCACUCACUGGUGACUGUCCACCUUUCCUGCCCUUCACUCCUCAGCUCCCAGCAGGACCUUGGCUUCUGCCCAUCCCCCGCCAAGGGUUGGAACGACAGACCCGCCUGUUCCUAGAAGCCAGCCACCCUACAUAUUUUUAGCUUCCUAUUUUUGAAUUCCACAAUCAUUUCUGAGUCAUCCAGCUGCCUGCCUUCUGGUCACAAGGUCCCUGUGUGGACUCUGUUUCAGACCAGCCAGUGGGACAUGAUGUGCUGGACCAUGUGAUGGGCCCUGGCCUUCCAGUAGCUGAUGGAGGCAGCUCUGGUUUGCUAGGAGCUGUGGGCUAAGUGGAGGCUGGCCUGAGGGAUAUUUGCCAGCCAUGGGACUCACUGUCACCAAGGCUUUCCUGAGCCAAAGCCAAGUGACAGAGCCUGAGGGUUGUUUUUGUUAUUGUUGUUUUCUUGUUUGGUUGGUUUUUGUUUUUUUGUUUUUGGUGUGGCUAGAACAGGACAGCAUGGUGGGCAUGUGUGUGGAGGUUCCCAAAGCCUGAAUGGACUGUGGAGAUGAUAUAUAGUCCCUGUCCAUCAAAAUAAGACAGGCAUGCUGCUCAUACGUAGUGUCUUAACAUUGGAAGCUGAGGCAGGAGAAUCACCGCAUUUUAAGAUCAUCCUGGGCUAAACAGACCUCAUAUCAAGCAAAAAGUCAGGUGUGUUGUGGUAUAUACACCUGUAAUCCCAGCACUUGGGAAGCUAGUGAGGGAGGAUCAGGUACAGGCAGGGUCUCUCACUGAAUCUAAGUCCAGCCUAAGCUGCAUGAGACCCUACCUCAAAAAAAAAAAAAAAAAAAAAGCCAACCCUGCCACCAAAAAGAAAAACCCACACUGCAUAUUUGGAUAGGCUCUGGGCUCAGUAGUGACUGCAGCAGGUCAACUCCAACACCUCAGGUCCCUGAACUGUGUGAUAAUUAACGGUUAGAUGGGUCUGUUGUGUGUUUUCCCAGCUGGUCUGUGUGCAUCUAAUUACAUUGCUAAUUUGAAUUCUGUAUGUUUGCCAGGCUUCUCAUUUACUGGUGGUCACAAGGUCUGGGAGAUCUCAGUCUAGUUUUUUUAUAUGGCAGAGUUCCACUGUUAGUGAAAGCCUGGGACAGUGGCACUUUUUCCCAUGGGUCUCCUGGCUAGAGGCAGUAGAACACAGCUAGUGCCCUCCAGUGAGGUCAACAGUCAUCACUCAUACACUACAUUCCUCUCCCUUGCCUGCCCACAGUUAAAACCCAGCUCAUAAACCGCAUGGCAGCUGAAACUGCUACCAAUUUGACUAAAGACCCCAGGCUAGUCUUGUUUCUACCAUCCUUGUGUCCUUGGGAGACCAAUUCAGGCCAAUCCUAGCAGCUUCUAAAUAAAGUCUUUGCUUCCUCUGAGUUUGCACAGACACUGAAAGUCCCAUGUGUCCCCUGGCUUUCCUACCAGGCAGGAAAAUACAUGCAAAGAUGCUGAGAUUUCUUUUCACUGGAAGAUUAACUAGGGCAGGGAUAGUCAUUCUUUGGGGCCAAGUGUGUCCACUGGUGCUAUGUCCAUUCAUGGUUCCCUACAGCCCUGACCCAGGAUCCAGAGGAGAUCCUCCCCUCUUGCCAUAUUACCUCAGGCCCCUGGGGAUAGAAUUCCCCAAGCUAAUCAAUGGCUGCUUGCACAAACUUUUGCUGUAACAGACUCCCAGACCUUACCACAACUGAGGCCAUGUUGGGAGUACCAGUUGAGCCAUGAAACUCAGCCCAUAGACUGCACCACCUGCCAAAAUGAAAACAAAGACCUAAUCCAUUAAAGCCCAUAGUUCUAGGAAAGUCUCUAAAUGUAUCAACCUUGCUUUAUGGCUUCUGUAGUUCUGUUUCUGCCUAACUGUUCUUGUUAACUGAAGCAUGUCAACCUGGGAUGGAGUUUAUGCUCCUGCCCCUAGAAGGCCUUUCUCCAGGCACGACUAUAUUAGACAGCUUGCCAGACCCAAACCUGGAUACCUUCACUGACUGGCCUUCAAUCCUUGGAACUUAGUGGGAAGUCAAUAACUGGAAACUUGCCGGGCGAUGGUGGCGCACGCCUUUAAUCCCAGCACUAGGGAGGCAGAGGCAGGCGGAUCUCUGUGAGUUCGAGACCAGCCUGGUCUACAAGAGCUAGUUCCAGGACAGGCUCCAAAGCCACAGAGAAACCCUGUCUCGAAAAACCAAAAAAAUAAAUAAAUAACUGGAAACUUG
Alexandromys fortis (reed vole) is the source of this 5239-nucleotide messenger RNA. RefSeq names its product Fas associated via death domain (gene Fadd). Bases 200 to 826 code for a protein of 208 amino acids. The transcript has 2 exons. Gene Ontology annotation, molecular function: protein binding. Gene Ontology annotation, biological process: regulation of apoptotic process; signal transduction. Lineage: Eukaryota; Metazoa; Chordata; Mammalia; Rodentia; Cricetidae. The record is from RefSeq and is a predicted model, not a curated record.